AUGCCGGGCAUUGAGCGUCUUCGAGAAGAGGUGGAGCAACUGAGAAGUGAAACCAAUAGACUAAAGGAAAAUUUGAAAUUGCAGAAUCCACAAAGUGUCAGGGAGAGGAGCGGCUCGGACCGUCAGCAUAUGGAAGUGGAGUCAUUUAGAGCUCAAAUACGAAAGCAUCACGCGGAUGCCCCGAUUUUGAAACUCCAUGACGAAUUAUUAAGAGCGGAGCAGCGAUGUACCCAAUACGCCGAUGCCUUGGCAGAAAGCAAAGGAAACUUCGUAAACAUGAAGAGGCUCUACCAGGAACUCAGCGAUAUUCUUGACGGAUGUUCAGCGUAA
Messenger RNA from Trypanosoma brucei brucei TREU927, 330 nucleotides. RefSeq lists its product as hypothetical. The transcript has a single exon. NCBI's taxonomy places the organism in Eukaryota, Euglenozoa, Kinetoplastea, Trypanosomatida, Trypanosomatidae. The coding region runs from base 1 to 330 and encodes 109 amino acids. The record is from RefSeq and is a predicted model, not a curated record.